Messenger RNA from Pyricularia grisea, 2640 nucleotides. RefSeq lists its product as uncharacterized. The record is from RefSeq and is a predicted model, not a curated record. The transcript has 3 exons. NCBI's taxonomy places the organism in Eukaryota, Fungi, Ascomycota, Sordariomycetes, Magnaporthales, Pyriculariaceae. Bases 285 to 2609 code for a protein of 774 amino acids.
CGCGACUCUGGAUGCGGCUUUCUUAAUCAUCAUUGGAGUUGAGCCCAACGACAUGAAGACCUCAAACUAGCGUUGCUUUUUUUUUUUCUCUCUCUCUACAACUGGAGCCCAUCAAGGCACCAGUACCGUAACCGACGUUAUCAGAUGUUUCCAUCAUAACUCUUUUGUUUCGACCGAUUCAGGACAUCUGGGGUGCAAGAGAGUGAGCAAAAGAAAUACAAAUAUCACCUGGGUUGGCGACAGCUAUAGCGGGUAGCUUUUCGCCUUUGUGACCGAGGCUAGAUAUGGCUACUCCAAAUCAUGGUCGAGGGGUUGACCUGCAGCGUCUCACUAGGGAAGGCAAGCGGCCUAUUGCAGAUGAGUUGGAGAAUGGAACUGCAAAGAGGCAACGCGUGGCUCCAGACUCGGAUCAGGAAGAUGCGGAACCAGAGUCAAAGCUGGACGAAUCGGCAGUAGGCCUCAUCGCACAGGGCUCCGGCCGUAGAGGCCCUUCGGUGUCUUCUGCUGCUGCUGCGGUCGAUCAAGGAUCCGAGGCGGAAACGUCCAGCGUCGAACCAGAUGCCCCUACGGUAAUCAGUGAUGGAACAGAAUCAAGCGAAGACGAAGAUGAUUCUUUGGUCGAGGUUAUGGACAAAACGGGAGCGUCAACUUCGCUUCCGUCUAAUGCUGUUGCCUCUACUGCUGUCGCUGAACCCGAGCCCGAGCCCGAGCCCGAGUCGGUCUUGUGGAAUCCCGAUCCCGACCAAGACGCUCCUCCGCGCUGGCACACGCCCAUAAUACACUACAGCGACGUUAGCAAGAUUUACAGCCUCAAACUGGCCAACCCGGAAAGAUCAUACAGGCUCUGGCGAGAUGUAAAUGGGGCCAUGGACAGCACUUACGGCGCUCUGUUACCGGAAGGAUACGAACUGUGGCCCAAACCUUCUCACCCGUGGAUAUGUCCGGUUCGCGAUUGUAGAAGGCUCUGUCCAAGUCGGCAGGCGCUCGGCGGUCAUUUCAUUAGACACCGCAAGUCUUUGUUGAAUGACAACAGGGACGGAACAUUUACGGUCGUGGGUACAUAUUCAGAACAGUUACUAGGCGAGAAAGGUUUGCCAGCUGUGGUCAUCACACAACAACCUGGUAACACGGCGCCAAUGGAAGUCCCCAGUGAGCUCCCGAAUUUGGGGCCUGGAAACGGUGCGAUUACUACUAUUUCGACACUACCAUCAGAAUCGCUGCUGCCACCCAGGACGCCUACGAUUAUUGAAACCAAUAACGGAGUCCCCGUCUAUAGGAGACGAGAAGACCCCAAUGCUGGCAUCACUCAUCCUCAAUACCCUAACAGGAUUAUUUCACCUAACCCAUAUUUAUUGGGGCUCAUACCACUGCGUACCGACUCUCCCCAAGUGCGAUCAAAAGGGAAGACGCCAAAUAUGGAACUGGAUGCAAACGGCGACUUUGUAACGCCCAUACCGGGUGAUUCCGACCGUAUGUGGGAGUAUAUAAAGGAUUUUAUGCGUCAGACGCCGCUGCCACCCUCAACUGGGCACGUCCCCGAUGUCAUUGGGCUGCCCAGGCUACGUGACAUACGGUGGAACGAGACGUGGAAGAAUGGCUACUUUGAGAGCCUUCCCAGAGAUGUCACCGCUUUAAUAAUGUACCUUACUGGUGAAUAUCCGCCCGUCUCUUGUACAAGAUGCAAGGCUUCCAAAGGUCCCUUCGAUGGUUGCAUUGUCAUGUCGCGCGAGGUGCAAAAUUCAGCUAUUGUCAGCUGCUCCAACUGCUGGUACCACGGCUAUCAAACUCAAUGCAAUUUGAAGGGUUAUCUGAGGAACAGGCCAUGGAUGAUUAAGUAUAGGGGUUCGGAGGCUGCCAGCACUGCUGCUUCACCAUCUGCCGCUCUGCUAGCCACCGCGAACGCGCCAGCACAGAUACCAAGAGCGGCUCAGACGCCAUUACCAACAUAUGUAUCAGGAGCAUCCGGUAGCACAUCGGGGCAAUCACAGUCGCUGCAAGCCUCAACGAGAAGAACCAACCCUACACCGGCGGCGCAGCAACCUACUCCGCAGGCUACACACACCGGGCAGUACGCAAUAUCGAAUAACAAAUCAACAAGUUCUACACCAGCCAUUCCAGAACAACAUAGGAUGACCACUCGCUCCGCAUCAUCUGCAGUCACCACUACCUUGGCUAAUCGCGCUCCUAGCAACAUACAGACACAAACACCAGCGGAAGCUCUCGAGAUGGAGGGUUGGGAGGUGGGCCCUGGCCGGAUAAGGUCUCAACAAGACGAUGGUGAAAGCAUCGCAUUUUCGAAUGCCUACCUCUUUGGCACCAACGGCUCGUCGGUCGCCGUGGCCGACGGCAUCUCGUUUCACGUCGACGUCAUACGUCCCGGGACCAGACGCACCUUUGAGGGUGACAGCGCGACGACGCGAAUCUGCUCCCUGGCGAGCGGUAAGCUCAAGGUCAGGAUGCAGGGAGAAGGCGAGCUGACUUUGGGCCCGAACGGCAUGUUCAAGAUUCGGCCGGGUGUUGCGUGCACCGUUGAGAAUAGGGUCUACCUCGAUUGUAUAUUACACGUCUCUUCGGUCGUCACCGAGGACAUUCAGGAUAUUGAUGGAUAGAGGAUGAAUCGACCGUUUCUAGUGAAUAAAG